AUGCUCUUCCAGGCUUUCCUUCCAUUGAUCCUUGCCUCAUUAGCCGCGGCUUCGCCAGCGGCCAUCGGUCGUCGUCAGUAUAUCGAUGCCAAUGACUUGACCGACGGAGACUGUAAGGAUACGAUGUUUAUCUUUGCUCGGGGCUCAACUGAGUCCGGCAAUAUGGGCACGGUCGUUGGCCCGGAGGUCUGUGAUGACCUCAAAACACAGCUAGAUGGUGAGCUGGGCUGUCAGGGUGUUGGAGGUGCCUAUGGAGCUACUUUGGCAACGAACUUCCUUCCCGCCGACACCUCGACAGCAGACAUCGAAGCUGCAGUAAGCGUAUUUAACGAGUGUAACACCAAAUGUCCCAAUGCAAAGAUUGUUGCUGGCGGGUACAGCCAGGGAACUGCGGUCAUGGAUGGCGCGAUCCAAAAGCUCUCCGACGAGGUGGUGGCCAAGGUUAAGGGAGUGGUCUUAUUUGGAUUCACACGUAAUCUUCAGGACAAGGGCAGAAUUCCUGGAUACCCGACCAACCAAACGAAGGUCUACUGCGCUAUUGGUGACGAGGUCUGCGAUGGAACCCUGAUUAUAACUGCGGCCCACCUGACAUACGGAGACGAUGCUAGUUCUGCUGCUACCUUCCUUGCCUCGACUCUGGAAUGA
Penicillium verhagenii is the source of this 645-nucleotide messenger RNA. RefSeq lists its product as uncharacterized. Gene Ontology annotation, molecular function: cutinase activity. Gene Ontology annotation, biological process: carbohydrate catabolic process. The record is from RefSeq and is a predicted model, not a curated record. Lineage: Eukaryota; Fungi; Ascomycota; Eurotiomycetes; Eurotiales; Aspergillaceae. Gene Ontology annotation, cellular component: extracellular region. The transcript has 3 exons. The coding region runs from base 1 to 645 and encodes 214 amino acids.